Messenger RNA from Carica papaya (papaya), 2228 nucleotides. The record is from RefSeq and is a predicted model, not a curated record. NCBI's taxonomy places the organism in Eukaryota, Viridiplantae, Streptophyta, Magnoliopsida, Brassicales, Caricaceae.
AAUAAGAAUUCUUUUUUAUUUCAGCGUAAAGUAUGUCAAUUCUCUAAACAUAUUCGAAGCUCGUUUCUUAGUCUAUCAUACAAACUUUCAAAACCAUUUGCAUUAAUUCAUAGCGAUGUAUGAGGAUUUUUCAGGGUCACAAACAUUACCGGAACUAGGUGAUUUGUAUCCUUUAUUGAUGAUCAUACGAGAAUUACCUGGGUAUUUCUCAUGAGAGAAAAAUCUGAAGUUGGACCCAUAUUUCAGAAAUUCAACACUAUGCUUCAAACUCAGUUUCAUACCAACAUACAAGUGUUGAAGUCUGAUAAAGCAUGAGUUUAAAGCAUGAAUUUGCUCCAUUAGCUGCACCUUGUUGCAAAGAACAAUCCAAAUACCAUGGCCAUCACUUGUAAGUUUCCUCUCCUGCAUCUUAGUGGAGCGUAGCAAAGUGGUGCUCCUACUCUAGCAGAAACUGUAGAGGGGCAGAGGGAGAUAGGGACGAGAAAUAGUUGUAUUAUUUGAUUAUUGUACUGUGAGAGUGAUGGGUAAACUGGCAGUUGCUGCUGUUGUGAUCCUGUGGGUAGUUCCCAUAUCAAUCCUCGUCAACCGCACUGUUCCUGAGCCUUAUAUGGAUGAGAUAUUCCAUGUACCGCAGGCUCAACAAUAUUGCCAAGGAAAUUUCAGUAGUUGGAAUCCGAUGAUUACUACUCCACCUGGCCUGUACUACCUUUCGCUGGCCUAUGUUGCUACUUUGUUUCCAGGCAUGUUUUUUCUACAAGCAGCAUCAUCAUUUUCAGAAGCAUGCUCCCCUGCUAUGCUUCGCUUUACAAACAGUAUCUUGGUAGUGUUAUGCAGUGUUCUUGUUUUUGAGAUCAUUACCCACUUAAGACCAGUUCUCAGUGAUAAGAAAGCAACAUUUAUUGCAGUGAUCACAGCAAUGUACCCUCUUCACUGGUUUUUCACUUUUCUUUACUACACAGAUGUUGCAUCGCUAACUGCAGUUCUUGCUAUGUACCUAGCAUGUUUGAAGAAGAAAUACAAAUUCAGUGCAUUGCUUGGAGCCCUGGCCGUUUUCAUUAGGCAAACAAAUAUUAUAUGGAUGCUUUUUGUUUUGUGCACCAAGGUCAUAAAUAUUUCUUUGGGCCAUCAGAGGGAUAGCAUGAAGGAUGAUGAGUCAAUUGAGAAAACCAAUCAAAUAAAUCCCAAAAACAGUGUUAUUAUGAGCUCAAAUCUGAGAAAAAGAAAGUCUAAUGGCAAUGCAGAUAUUCAUAAACGUGCUAGGCCCCGUGCAAUUUCUGUAUCAAUGGCACCAAAACCAGGUUUGUUUGAUGAGAUUCUGGCUGUUAUUUUGACGUCAUGGCGUAUGAAGUGGGAGCUUUUGCUCACAUUUGGCCCCUUUUUUAUUGUAUUAAUGGCCUUUGCUGGUUUUGUUAUUUGGAAUGGAGGCAUAGUUCUUGGUGCAAAAGAAGCUCAUGUGGUUUCUCCACAUUUUGCACAGAUAAUGUAUUUUGGUCUGGUUUCUGCUCUUGCUGUGGCUCCUUUACACUUUAAUAUAAUUCAGGCCAGAGAUCUGUUUCGAUCAUUCUGGAAAAACAGGCCUAAUAGUUUGCUCCUAUGCGUGAUUGCUCUUAUUGCUGGUUUCCUUGCUGUGCAUUUUUUCAGCAUAGCUCAUCCCUAUCUUCUUGCCGACAAUCGGCACUAUACUUUUUAUCUCUGGAGGAAGGUCAUCAAUGCUGAUCAAUCAAGGAAGUACCUUUUUGUUCCACUCUAUGUUUAUUCUUGGUUUUCAAUCCUUAAUUUAUUAGGAAAAACUCGAAGGAAAGUUUGGGUCUUGGUUUUUUUCCUUGCAAAUGUUGCUGUUCUUGUUCCUGCACCGCUCAUUGAGUUCAGAUACUACACCAUACCCUUCUUUUUGUCCGUGCUUCAUUAUGAUAUAAAUAGUUACAGAAGUUGGUUGCUAAUAGGGAUUCUAUAUAUAGUAGUUAAUGCGUUCACAAUGAUGAUGUUCUUGUAUCGGCCGUUCCAUUGGAGCCAUGAGCUUGGAGUCCAAAGGUUUAUAUGGUAAAUGAGAAUGUUGAUAUAUUUUAAAUUUUGACGAUAUUUAUCUAUAUUUUAAAAAUAAUUUAUUUGGAUUUUUUUUGUAUUUAUUUUAAAAAAUAUUUGAUGUACAUCUUAUAGAGUUUUUAUUUGUGAAGAACUCUACUAGUUCACUUGUCGGUUUUAUCCGUGAAUGUAGACACACUGCUGAA